Tachysurus fulvidraco (yellow catfish) is the source of this 2148-nucleotide messenger RNA. It is a transcript of the gene pi15b, whose product is annotated as peptidase inhibitor 15b. Bases 175 to 927 code for a protein of 250 amino acids. The transcript is spliced from 6 exons. The record is from RefSeq and is a predicted model, not a curated record. Lineage: Eukaryota; Metazoa; Chordata; Actinopteri; Siluriformes; Bagridae.
UAGGGUGGGACUGAGUGCACCUAAAGCCAGCUCCCAGACAAUAUAAAUAGCAAUGGAUUGAAAGAGCAGUGGGAGUUUUCUGCAGCGUGAAAAGUGCAAGAGAAAGCAGCCAGAGUCAUCAGUACGGCUGAUCACAGGGUUUUAAGCUAUUUAAAGGGAGAUUAACUGGAGAACAUGAGGAAUUUAUACAUCAACCUGAUUCUCUUAUUCAUCGCCAGUCACGUGACGGUGAAAAACGCCACUGAUUUACCGACAGGAGUGAACAUGACCAUUACAGAAAACGUGAAAGAUCAGGUGUCGGUGUCAGAGAUAAAAUCAAGGAGGAAGCGAUAUAUUUCUCAGAGCGAUAUGUUGACCAUCGUCGAUUAUCACAAUCAGGUGCGAGCUCGAGUGUUUCCUCCAGCAGCCAACAUGGAGUACAUGGUGUGGGAUGAGUCUCUGGCACGUUCAGCUGAGUCCUGGGCUGCAACCUGUAUCUGGGAUCAUGGGCCUCCAUAUCUGCUUCGAUACCUCGGCCAAAACCUCUCCGUCCGCACGGGCAAUUACCGGUCAAUCCUGCAGCUGGUGAAACCCUGGUAUGAUGAGGUGAAGGAUUACGCAUUCCCGUACCCACAGGAUUGCCACCCUACCUGCCCAAUGCGCUGUUAUGGACCCAUGUGCACACAUUAUACACAGAUGGUGUGGGGGACCACAAACCGAGUGGGCUGUGCAAUUCAGGUGUGUUACAACAUGGUGGUGUGGGGAUCUGUGUGGAGACAAGCAACCUACCUGGUCUGUGAUUAUUCCCCAAAGGGGAACUGGGUGGGUGAGGCACCCUACAAACUGGGCGUGCCAUGUUCAGCGUGUCCUCCAAGCUACGGAGGAUCAUGUAGGAACAACAUGUGCUUCCCGUCACUAAAUUCCAACUUUGUGUACUGGUUUAAGUGAGCUGCCAUAGUACAGUAAACAUACAUGUGUGUACUCUUCAUGUCUUUUGAUAUAUACAGUUCAUUUUGUACAGCAGCAGGAGAAUUUAUAGGAAUUAUAUUUACACUUCCAGUAAUGGUGCUGAUGUUAUUCUAUAUGUAUGACUUUUUUAUUACUACAGAUCAUCAUAUUGAUGUUCUUAAUAGUGAAUGUGUGUAUUCCUUUAUGGACAAGGGUAGGUUUGACAUAUCUAUGAAUUAUUCAGUCUGUUACUGAUAGAUAGUUAGAGAUGAUUUCUGGAUCUACAUAUUCAGAUGUCACGAGCCACUAUCUGCCAUGUAAUAUAGUAUAUAAUCUCAGGCUGUGUAACUACAGCCUGUAGUGGUUGUGUUGUUCGAAAUUUGUGCAAUAAACACUGUUUGUGUGUUUUAAGUAAAAUAUCAUGUGACGUGGUGGUGUGAUGAUGCAAAGUUAGUGUCACCACCACGAAAGUGAUUAUUUUCCUAUAUCUGCAAUUAAGUGUUUUAUUCCUCUUAUACCAAAGCAAUUAGCCACCAAUUCCUCUUUUUUUAAAUGAAUGACAUUGUAUUUUUUGUUUAUCGUUACAUUUAAUAUUAUGCAAUGUACACAGAAUAAGUUAGUUCCAGUUCUCAUUACAUUAUAACAGCUAUAAGCAGUCCUUCUCUCAGCAUCCUGCCUUUCACCAAAAGUGACACUUGCCAUGUUAUAGAGAAAAACAUUUUGUCUGACUAUAUGCUGCAGUAUUUGAGUUACUGCUCCUGAGAAAUGGUACAUCAGUGCUCAACCAGGUUAAACAUCAGGUCUACACACACACACACACACACACACACACACACACACACACACACACACACACACACACACACACACUGUUAUUUUAAAGGUGAGUUUUGAUUCCAUUAUUUAUUAUCAAUAUAAUUUAGUGCUCUUUGUUGAGUGAAGCAUUUUCCUCUUCUUGCUCUGUAUAUCAAACAUUCAGGAAAAAACAGCCUCUUCUUUCAGGGUUUUUAAAUCACUGAUAUACAGCGCCAUCAUCUGGACAGGAAGUACACUGCUUUAAAUGUGUGACAUUCUGGUGCUGGUGGUUCAUACACACACAUUCAGAUGCUCAGUAGACUCAUCACUUGGCUGGACUACACUGAAGAUGUAUAUAUUUUUGUACCCUUGUAUGAUUUAGAUUUUGUACUCAAUAAAGAGGUGCUGUAUUCUAUAAAAACCUCA